Staurois parvus is the source of this 344-nucleotide messenger RNA. The record is from the annotation of a GenBank genome assembly. Lineage: Eukaryota; Metazoa; Chordata; Amphibia; Anura; Ranidae.
AUGGGGUCCCUGGGCAAUAGGGGAUCAUGGGGCCCCUGUGUCCUUGCCCAAACUCAAAAAAGCCUAUGAAAAAGUUUUUGUUUUAAAAUGUUGCAAAUAAGUGAUUUUUCUCCUUCACUGAUAUGCACUAAUGAGGCUGCAGUGAUGGGCACUGAUAGGUGGCACCAGGGGCGGACUGACAACUCAUGGGGCCCCCCGGCAAUAGGGGAUCAUGGGCCCCUGUGUCCUUGCCCAAACUCAAAAAAAAGCCUAUGAAAAAGGUACUAGGGGCAUCUCAUGGGGCCCCCUACUGACCCCGGGCCCUCGGGCAGUGCCUGAGUUUCCAAAUGGUCAAUCCGCCCCUG